CAGAGCUGUCUCAUGCACACUCACUGUGCACAGUAGGCGCACAUAGUAUUGCGGUGCAUAGUAUUACUAUUGUGCAUACAGAUGAGAACAAACGCUUUGAACAAUAUGAGAACUCACUGCUUGAAUCGUAUAUACGGAUGGACAUCACUGGAUGUUUAAAGCGCAACCUUCACAUUUUCCAGACCGCAGAUAUCUGCAGCUAUGUAAAUGUCUCGCGGCACUGGAGCGCGGAGAAACACAAGGGGACCCAAUGAACCACCAAUAAUGAUGAUACAGCGGACAUACAGAUUAUAACGCUACAAAAGGCAAGACUGAAAAAAACAAACAGGAUGAGGAUACCAUCACCAGGCUCUCUUUUCUCAGCCCCAGAUGCCUCCACUCCCUCUUGACGAGCGCAUAGUGGUUGUUCAGCGCCCCAAAAGUUUGGCCCUGCGUGUGGCCUCCCCACCGACCACUUCUCAGUCUUCCUCAUCACACCGACCAGCCGCAUACAACGACCCCUCAUCCCGCUUACCCCAACCCCCUACAUCCCGCUCACAUCCAGGUACUAACUUCCUGUCUCUGGAAUGCAAGCGCAGGCAAUCGUCCCAUGUUCAGAGAGAUAAAAGAGAUCGAGGUGCCCUCUUUGAGGGCAGCGGACACAAUGCUAGCCAUUGUCACAGCAAUGGGACUGUAACUUUGGCUCCCAGACUUCACAAGCACACACAUACCAUUGACAUUAAAUUGUCUGUGGACAAGGGUGGAAGAGGAGGUUCAUAUUUAGACAAAGGGGGCAGUAGUAGUCUUACCCAACGUGGAAGCAUUAAGACCAGUCGAACAAAAAAGGUAUCCCUUCACUUAGAUUCAGGUCAAGGUGACAGGAAAUGCAAAGGAAAGUCUUCCGAGUUAGUGGAGAAUCACCAGAACUAUCAUCAGAAUCAAAAUAGGAUUCAGCACGGUAGACAUCAUCAGAACCAACUCACUGUUUCUCCUGGUGGGAUCUUGGAAUUUGUUCCAGCCCAAAGACAGCAGACCAAAUCCAAGCUAUCAAGAGAGAACAACUCAUCAUUAAAGUCUUGCUCCGCAACUGCCAGCUACCCCUCUCAUAGUGACAAGGAGAUAUUAUCUGUAGGAAACAAAGAAAACUCCAAACUGGGACCCGGUCAUCAACUGCCCCACAGCCUAUCCCGUCACCAUGGUUCAGUCCCGUUACCUCAUGCUGCCAUCCUAAACACCCAUUACCCUGCUGUCCCACCCUCACUCCCUUCCCGAGCCCCAUCCUCUUAUCACCACAUCGGUCAGCCUCGUCCCUCACGCACUAGAGAAUAUCGUCCCCAAAUUCUUCACGCCUUGCCUCUCUCACCCACUUCCUCUCGAGGAGGUUUCCCUAGUCCAGACCACACAUGUACUAUUGACUUUUCCCAUCCUUGUGGUUGCUGGAGGCUGGUGCGUUGUAGAAGAGGGAGAGGUCACUCCGCUGGCUGCCACGGACAUAGCACGAGCACAUCAUCGUCGUUCUCUCACACCCAAGGAACAAGUGCAGCCAACGGAGGUGGUGGAACCAUGGGACUGAAGACUUUAGGAGGGUGUCUGUCUACUGCUUCCACCACUAACACCUCCUCUUCAAACAGCACUGUCUCAGACUGCCGCACAGGGCUUCUCAGGCCCUUGCGUUGUGCAUCCUGUUCUAAAGAAACUGGAGGUUUUGAAAGUCCCGGAGCAUUUCGUAAAAAGCUUGUUGGAGGUUGUCUUCCCUGUACACCCCUUUCUUCAUCUGCACCUCUUCGGGCACUCCAAAGUUGCGUCAGUGGCUGCAAUCCCAAAGCAAGCCAUACUGGAAGCUCCACAUGCAGCUACUGCAGUAGUGACCCCAUUGUAGUGACCUUUAACCCGCACAGAGGGAAUCCUCCCAAUAUGGGCCGUAAUGUUGGUGCACAUAACAUGGAAGGUUACCAGCCCGAUGAUGAUGAUUACAGUGUACGCACAAUCUGGCCUGAGGAACUAGCAAAAAAGAUGACUUGCUCUAAAACCCAACCUAACCAUCACAAUGCAGGGAUCGGGAUGGGUUCAGGGAGGGGCCGCAUUGGCCACAACGAGAGCAAUGACACUGGCAACAAUCCUGUAAUCCUUGACUGCCGGAACCUUAUGGAGUUUACACGUUCUCAUCUGACAGAUCAGGCAGGACGUCGUAGACUUCAGCAAGGCAAGAUGGCGGUUUUGGACUUCAUCGGAUCAGGUAGCAGUAGAGACCAGGGGAGAGAUUCCCUGAAGAGGCUUUGGAACAAAGGAGGAGAUGCUUGCAUGGGGGAUGGCAAUGGGUUUGAUGAUGAAGUUCUUCCACAAUCUCCAUCCCUGCGCUCUCCCUCUUCAGAUUCUCCUCCUUCUUUUUCACCCCCACCUUCUGCCCCCAGCACCCUCAAUAAGCCCAAACCUAAACAGAGAGAGAGAGAGGGUGGACACACCUUGCCAUCUGCACAAUCACUCCACCUGGUCCUCAAUUCACUCAACAGAGAACAAGAUGAAGAAAAUGGUCGAGUGCACCUCUACCUCCCCCUCUCCUCCUCCCUCCCAGCAUCACUGUCCGAGGAAAGUGUGAUGACCCCGGAUGUGGAAAAUGCCGUAAUCAGUCCCAUCCUUCCUUUCCUCUUCCUGGGUAACGAGAGAGAUGCACAGGAUUUGGACCUUCUGCUUCGGCUCAACAUUGGUUUUGUGGUCAAUGUCACAACCCAUCUUCCCCUAUACCAUCUUGACACGGGCCUGGUGCGUUACAAAAGGCUUCCUGCUACUGACAACAGCAAGCAGAACCUGCGGCAGUAUUUUGAGGAGGUGUUUGAGUUUAUUGAGGAAGCUCACCAGUGUGGACGGGGCGUUCUUGUACACUGCCAAGCAGGCGUGUCCCGCUCAGCGACCAUUGUCAUUGCUUACCUGAUGAAGCACACCCUCAUGACCAUGACCGAUGCCUAUAAGUACGUACGAGGUCGGCGGCCAGUCGUCUCCCCCAACCUCAACUUCAUGGGCCAGCUGCUAGAAUUUGAGAGAGACCUCAACUCUGGGGUAACACCUCGUAUCCUCACCCCCAAACUGAGUGGCCUAGAAACCCAAGUUUAAAGGAGUGAAGACUUGAGCAAGAAAUUAGUAAAAAGUUGAAGUAGAUUAGAAAUUAAAAGAGAGAUCUAACAGUAAUAACAUGAGAGGCAAACAGUCGAAACGAAGCAGGGGUCUUGAUCUUAAUUAAUUGACGUACUUCAACUAGUUUAAGUCUUUGUUUCAUAAAAAUAGCUCUUAAUUGAUGUUUGUGCUACCCACCUUUAUCCUGAUACUGUGUUAAUGAUGUGCCAAGUUUUAUUGCAGAAACAUAGCAUUCUAGGAAUGAAAUUACCAUUACAACUCAAUCUGCUUAAAUUAUUAUUGUAUUAUAAUUGCUACUAUUAUCAAGCUUUAUUCAAAAAGUUAUGAACUAUACAAGUAUUGAGGGUAAAGUACUGAGACUCUGCACAGAACAAUGCACACUGAGAAUCACAGAACUGUGACAAGCAUCACAUUCGAGACCCAAGACCUGUAGCAAACCUUAAACUCCUUUCUCACUGUGCACAGCACUUUUCUAGAUAAUUCAAAGGCACUUUUUUAAGUUAUCUCAGUUACGUUUGUGUUAGCUGCCAACUAUUUAUAAAUUUCACUGAUGUGAUGAUUUAUUUUGCCUUUGAAUUUUUUUGGAUAUUGCUAUUUUUGUUACUUGAUUUUGCAUCUUUUAUCUUGGUGUCUUUAUGUGGGAGGUGUGCAAUAGAGACUGACAUCGAUUUGUUUAUUUAUGGACACUGGAUAUUUUUUCACGGGACAUUUAUCAGCUAUUCCAAGGCUGAAUAAAAUCAAAAAAUCACAGUAUUUUUUAUUUUGAUUCCUUAUAUUGGACAAUUUGUAUAAAGCCCUGUGUCGCUUAACUAUAAAAUAGUUAUUGUUAUGUUUUUUAUAUAUAUAGUUAACUAGUUAUUUGCUUUGUGCAGACACAUUUAUUAUUUUUAAUCCUGCUUACUGUAUGUGUUUUAUUGCUCUUCACUUUUUGUGCUCGAGAUGGUGUUUGAGAAAUUUGGAGGAGAGCAACUCCUGGAAUCUAAAGAGAAACCCAAUUGACAUGCUAUAAUGGAGGAGAUCUACGAUAUACAGCUUUUUAUUACUGUGCAGAAUUACUGUGACUGGAGCAGAUUGGGCCAAGUCAUCAUCAUGCAUCUCUCAUUUCAUGGUUUUACCGGUAUGGUUCGAAUUUGCAUUUCAGCACAUCAACCUAAGGUGACAAAUGCAUAGUUUUAGUUUAUGCAAAAACAGCAUUAAGGUUUCAAUGCAGUAUAUGCAGCCAAAUCCAAUGCUUUCUGUACUUUCAGAGUUAAAUGAAUACACCUUUAGCUUUAACACCAUUAACACUUGAAAUGUUCUGCCUAAUUUGACAAAAAAAAACUCAUCAGAUUUGUGCUAAGUGCUCUCAGGUUUAUCCGGAGUUGUAUUAUGAUUCACAAAUGAAACCAGAGCAUCUCCAUCUGAGGCAUAUUUUCCCUUUGUUUGGUCUUGGACCUCCUCCAAGAGACUAUGCACCAUUUUAGUAAUACAUUUUGGAAAAAGGACUCGGGUUUAGUUCACUGUGAAAUGCAUCCUUCUUCCUACAUAUUGUCGAGUUUUUGUCUUUGAAGCUCUUACGCAUCCAUCUUGGCAAGCGGGGAAUUUGUCUGCUGUCUCUGAGCUCUUAUCUGCCUCAGUGAGCCAUCGGGCCUUUCCAGACCGCUGCUGUGUCGCCAUUAAUCAACUCUGGGCAGCAGUGCAUGACAUAGUGCGCUUUUGCAUUUUACUUCAAAUGAGUUCCAGUUUAAAAGCUUCCUACCUACAGUGAAGGUUAAAAUGUGAGGAUAGACAUAAAGACUGUUGGUGCCCAGGACAGCAUUCCCCUGGUACAUGAUACAAGAAAUGCCCUAAUUUCAGUACUAGCCCAGUGCUAUUGCUGAUCCAGCUCAGUAUUUAUCAGUACAGUACAGUAACAAGCUGACUGUUUCAUUUUCUCAGUUUGCUGACAAGGUUUGUGAGUGUUUUCUGAAUGUAGCUUCAUUAUGCCCGGAGGAAAAUAAAUAGACGCAUCUAAUAAAUAAACCUUGGUGAGGUGUCAGAGCUCUGAGAAACAAAACAAAUUGUAGUCUUAUGGGGGUCGCACACCGGACAAGAAGUGCCGCGUCACGUCUAGGACAAAUCGGAGGUAUUGUACACCGGAAGUGCGCAUUAAAUAGCACAAGCUUAGUCAGAUAGAGUCUACUUCAAAAUGCAAAAUAUACAUUAGCAGCCAAUGUUAAUCGCUAACGAUUUGGGACAAAUAUGAUGUUAUUUAAUAUUAAAUUAUGUGAGUGGCGCGAGCAGUGUCCAGAGUUACAGCGGACAGCUGGCGCGAGGCACUGUUGUUGUGUGUAAAUUCAGAAAAUAAUGUGUUCUGCUUUUAGAUUCAUGGGGCGACGCCGUUUAGAGGGCGUGUACCCCAAAGCGUUUAAAGGGAUAG
Molecule: messenger RNA, 5506 nt
Organism: Paramisgurnus dabryanus
Lineage: Eukaryota; Metazoa; Chordata; Actinopteri; Cypriniformes; Cobitidae
Biological process (GO): peptidyl-tyrosine dephosphorylation; negative regulation of JUN kinase activity
Cellular component (GO): cytosol; cytoplasm
Molecular function (GO): MAP kinase tyrosine/serine/threonine phosphatase activity; MAP kinase tyrosine phosphatase activity; protein tyrosine/threonine phosphatase activity
Source: RefSeq, a predicted model, not a curated record